AUGGACCGACAACAGCUUUAUUACUAUUUAUAUCGAGACGCGAAUACGAGCAAUGAUGAACUUGUGCAGGUUGUUGUCAACGAAAUCAAACAUUUUGUCUUUGAUGCCGAGGGAAUCGUCUUGUCUCCGCAAGGUUUUGUGAUUUUUCCACGUUUUCAGGACCAGUAAAAGCCCUUACAAAGGCAUUCAAAAAAUUCAGAAAGUUAUUCUAAACCGUCCUCAAUUCCUGCAUUUUUUUUCUGUAUGCAAGUUUUCAGGGUACUCUGGCAUCCCAGUUGUCGGUCAAACUGCACUAAAUUGCCGAGAGGAUGACCUUUGGAAAAUUCUUGACGUUCUCUUCCGCGUGUCACACAAAGUCGACGGGCUCGUUUUCCGGUAUCUUUUUGCUAUUACAAUUGCAACCCUUUUUCUUAUCCAUCUUCUGAGAAAAUUUGUUUGAAAAAUCUCAUAUUUCAGAAUCGCGACAGCGAACAUCGCAUUGAACCCAUUCUAUAUUGAAGCCGUCAAAAACGAUGUGAUUCCCCGCUGGGCGAACUCUCCAGAGGAUUUCGCGACCAAUGUUAGUUCACUUGUCAUUUAUUGGAACUUUUUUGCCGUUUCAACGUAUUUAAUAAAUAAUACCAAUAAUCCGUUAAUUUACUUGAUGUAAUCUUGAGAUUUUUUUGAAACCUCAGAAUAACAUUCUUUGCAUUUCUAAAAGAUUCAAAAAAGCUGUCAAAAUUUUAAUGUUCAAUAGAGAUUUCGUAAAGUAAUUUUAAACUCUCUAGUCUGGGAGAGCCAAGAAGAAAAAAGAACAACUUUUAUGUCCAAUCCAUCACCCCAACGGAUUCAUUUCUUAUUCCGUUUCCGCGCUCUGCUAGAAUAACUAAUAAUUUUCAAUGAAUAACGGCUUCGAGCAACUUGCAAACCGUUAGAUGUGAAUGAAACUGAAUUACUAAAACAUUUCAGGUCUUUGGCUACGCCGGAGUUUUGCACGUCAUCUCACCGGAAAUCAGGGCAAAGUAUCCUGGCGUCAGCGACGUUGAAAUAAUCAGAAUCGCCAACCGAGAGACCAGGAAUAUUCUUAUCACAGAGAGCGUUAAGCAGGUAUGAGCGUUAAUCUGGUGAAGAAUUCAAAGAAAAAAGAAAAAAGGGGAAUUAAAAACGUUUCUCGUUCAGAACUGCUGUUUUUCGAGGUUCAUUUCAUUCAUAAAAGCAUGCUGAGUUUUGAAAAAAAAACGUUGAAACACAAAAAAUGCUUCCACAAGCUCUUUAAAAUAUGUUUUUCUAAUCAUUAUUUCAAAAAAAUAAGUUCCCUGCCAAUUGAUUUUAUGGAAUAUCUUAGGAUUUUUUUGGGUAAAAAAACUGGCAAUAUCAUUUUUUUAAAAAAACUGGCAGUAAGAAAACGUUGGAAAAAAAGAGGGGCACAAAUCAUUUCCCUGGCACGAUAGUUUUUUUGUUAUCAAUUUCGCAUCAACCAAAAAAAAUUUUUGAAUAUUGUCAAGUCAAAACAUCAAUUUAUUAAAGAUAUUUCAGAUAUUGGAUGCAAAAUCUGCGCGCGAUUUCGGGAUGCAGCGGACGAGUGUGAACUUGCCACAAAACGUCGCCUACAUUGCCAAACAAAGACCCGACCUUCUCAGUGCGGCUAUUCGAGAAUUUUCGAAUUUUGGUCCUCAAGAAUCAAAGGUUCGUUAUAAUUCAAUAAAGUUUCAAAAAUUUUUAGUUCAAUCAUCAAUAAAUGAACAAUUUUUUUACUGCUUCAUCUCGGAAAGUUCUACCAACUUUCUCGAGCUCAAAAAAAUAAUUUCGAGCAAAAAGUUGAAUGUUUGUUGUUGAACGGUCUACUCAAAUGAUGUACUUUGAUAGCUUAAAAAGCAAUGGAUAAUAGCUUUCUACCUUUCGGUUAACCUUGAAAAAAUUUUGUGAAAAUAGAAUCUCGAAAAAAAAAGUAAAAUGAAACGGAAACGGAAAAAUGCGAUAUGUGAGAAUCUUGUGCUCCUUGUGAUCAUGAAUAUGCAUGAGUUUUCACUCAAGUUAUGCGUCAAAUCGUGGAAGAGAAAACUUUAUUUUUGAUCUUACAGAAACACGAGAGAGUGCUGGAACAGAGCGACUGCGUGAUGGUGCAUAUUUUGCUGAACGAUACGGAUUGGAAAGUAAGCCUUUCCGAAAAAAGAUUAUGCAAAUUUCGAACACUUGUGUUGUUAUGUUUUAUAAAAGGGGAAUUCUCUUGAUUUUUCAGAGCGUGACGGCGUUCGCAGACAUUGAAUCUCCCUGUGAUAUUGUUUCGCAUCGAACCGCACUGGCUAUGAUAGCCUUCGACGAAAAAUACGCCAAGAUUGAGAACGGUUUGGAUACGCCGUCUUCCAACAUAUUCCGAGACGUUGUGAGUUUUCGUUUAUUUCAUAAAGCAAAAGAUUCUUAGAGGAUCUUCGUUGGAAAUUUUUGUAUUGAGUGAGAUUCCAUGCCCACAAAGUGAAUUCAAAAAAGUGAUCAAAAAGCUUCUAUUUGAGGAUAUAGUCACGCACGUUGUCCCGUUUUCCUUUUUGUUAAAAGCACCCUUUACCAAAAUAGAUCAAAAUUGAGCAUCUUCGCUUCUAAGGGGACCUGUGUUUUCUGAUGUAUUUUUAGCAGUGUUGUAAAGCAAAAAAUUAUGUUCACGAAAUUUUUUUCUUUUCUAUUCUUUAAAAACUUGACUAUCUCGCGCAAAACGCGCUUUAUAAAAUCAUGAACAUGAAUUUAGCCACUCGAAUUUGUGCUCUAGUAACAUAUAUCACCAAUGACUGGUUAAAGAAAAAGUUGUAAAAAGCCCAAAAAAUCAGAAAAACACAUCUAGGAAAAAAUUUGAGUUUCUGUUUUUUAUUUUCCUUGAGAGUGAACGUUUCCCAAUGUUUCAGUUAAUAUUAAAAUAGUUGUUUUGAUGCCGUUCUGAAAAAAAUAUAAAUAUUGAAACUUUUUUAGCCGGACGUUUUCGAACGCGAAAAGUUGGAAUCUACACAAGCCGCCCUGUACGGCACUCCUCACUCAUUGGCUCAUCGUUAUCAGAUGGCCAAGGCGCUGACCACCAGUAAGCAUCAUGCCGAAUGCCGAAAGCUGUUUGUUGGUGCGCACUUUCCUCUGUCCAACUUUUCAAUUUUUGUUUGGCUUAUGAGUAGAUUCUGAUGAUUUACCACUAGUUUAGAGUCAAACGAACUUUCGCAGUGCCAUGCUUUACUCAUUAAAUUUGCUUGUGAGUAUUGUGUCGUCGCUUUUGUAACGCGGUUUGUAACGACUAAAAAAAUAAUAUUCUAUCUAAUAGUACUGAAAUCUUUGGAUAAUAUGAGAAUUGUUUUUGAUAACGCUGCAACGUUAAAUGUUGUUUGUAAAACAUAUGAAAUAGAAAUGUUGAUUUACUUGUAGAAAACAAAGGUCUUCAAAAUAAUAUGAUGCAAUAAUUCAAAGUAAUUUUUAAAGGUUUGAAGGUUCAAAAGUUAAGAAAUCAGACGUCAAAACAGGCUUGUGGCAAUUAAGAGUUGAUUGAACCACUCAUAUCUUUUUCCAAAUGUCACAAAAUUAGCUGCAAAAAUUGAAAAAGGUGAUAUUUCAGACGACGGUUCAUCAUCACAUGAGCAAAAUGACUCAGUAUGCUCCGGGGACGAUGAAUCUUACAAAGUCACUUACGCUCGAAAACAGGUUUUUUCUUGGUUCAGACAAAGAAUUUCAGUUUCAUAAAUUGAUUAAAGGCGAAAUGUACAAAAAUUAAUUUUCCGCACAAAUCAAAACGCAUCUGGCAAAAAUUUGUUCUUCAUGUUCAGGUGUUCAAAAAGAAACGAGGAGAACUUGGAAAAAAACGGACUCUAGCACAGGUGGCUCUGAAAAACAAUGCUCCGUGAGUUUUUUGAUAUUUAUGACAUUGUAACAAUCUGUGUGCUGCAGUGAACUACCAGAGGAGGAGCACGAACGUCCACAGCCGACAAAUUCAGGACAACUUAGAAACUUUGAGAGAGCUGUCAAUGGAGAUGAUGUUUAUCAUGUAAUUAAUCAAACUCAUUCAAAUUUUAACGAGGGGCACUUUGUUAAGGAAUGAGAGCUGUGCGUUCAAAACUACCAAGUUUGAUUUCAAUCUUGGGACUGGCAAUUUUAAUUGUAAAUUUGGGUCUGCCACUUUGAAAUUGAACCCUGUCCUGCCAGUUUUUAGUAAGAAUUUAUGACUGCCAGUUCAUAGCUGAUGCAUCAAAACAGUUAUUUGUUAGUUUCAGUUACCUUUCCAUGCGUAAUACUUGCGAAUUUAUGUCUCGAAAAGAUUUUGAACAAAAAAAAAACAAUUCCCUGACUGAUCCGUCUUUUUUCAGGAAUCAUCUGAUGGCGACUCUUUGGGUGAAGAUGAAGAAAUGGAUCUCUUUGUUACAAAACCAAAAAAAGUAGUUCUCAACGGAAUGCAAGCAAAGUUGGCGACCUGCAAGAAACACAUCGAGAAGAAGCCGCCGUCUGAAGAUGAGGCCGGAUUCGAUGUUGCAGAUCUUCUCCGAGCGGCUCCACCGCUUGCGAAAACUGACGAUUUCGAAGACUUCGAUGAUAUUUGA
Molecule: messenger RNA, 4538 nt
Organism: Caenorhabditis auriculariae
Lineage: Eukaryota; Metazoa; Nematoda; Chromadorea; Rhabditida; Rhabditidae
Source: the annotation of a GenBank genome assembly